Spirodela intermedia is the source of this 171-nucleotide messenger RNA. The record is from the annotation of a GenBank genome assembly. Lineage: Eukaryota; Viridiplantae; Streptophyta; Magnoliopsida; Alismatales; Araceae.
AUGAGCGAGAGAGAGAUAGAGAGAGCGUCGUGGGUUGGAGGUGGGUGUGGUGGGGGCGGGCGGCGGCGGAGGAACCGUCGUGGUUCCUGCAGAAGAGGAGGGUGGGGCGGUGAGCAGAACAAAACGAGAGGAAGGAGGGAGAGCGGCGGAGGGGAAUGGUUGCAGAGGUAG